UGUAGUUUUCAACGGUUUGUCAAAGCUAGUGAUUGUCAUUUAUCAAUUGGCGGUUGCAAUUUUUAUUUUUCAAUAUUUUUAUUAAAAGUGGUGCAGACAACAAAAAGUAUGUCUCAAUUUUGGCAAACAAAAGUGGCUGUUAUAACAGGAGCUUCAAGUGGAAUUGGAGCUAAAAUUGCUUUAAAAUUGGCAAAUGCUGGUGUAAUUGUUAUUGGUUUAGCGCGUCGCACAAACUUGAUAGAUGAUCUCAGUAAAGACAUUGAAGGUGAUGGUAAAAUUGUCUCUCACCAUUGUGACUUGAAUAAAGAAGACAGUAUUUUGGAGGCAUUUAAUAUGAUACGCACUACUUAUGGGACAAUUAGCAUAUUGAUUUGUAAUGCCGGCAUAAUUAAAGCCAAUUUUUUAACUGAAUCUACAUCAAAAGAGCUAAAGGAUUUAUACGAUCUUAAUGUUUACGCAACAACCAUCUGCUUGCGUGAGGGUUUAAAACUUAUGGCAACCGCCACAAAGGGCCAUAUAAUCGUAAUGAACAGCAUUUUGGGCCAUCGUAUACCAGACGUACCCGUGCCUCUGUUCAGUGUUUAUCCAGCAACAAAACAUGCAAUUACCGGACUGUGUCAAACAGUGCGUCAGGAAAUACAUUUUCUCAAAUUAAAUAUAAAAUUAACAAGCAUCAAUCCUGGCCUAGUUGAUACCGAUUUCCUAAAUGUUUAUUCUCAAUCAAUGGCUGAUUUACCGAAAUUAAGUGCUGAAGAUGUUGCCCAGGCUGUAUAUUAUGCCUUGGAGACCCCUAAUCAUGUUCAAGUCGAGGAUAUAACUUUACAGGCUAUGAGACGUCAUGGUGUAGAUAAUGAUUAACAUACAUAUGUACGUUAAUAAAACAACUUUAUAUAUUAUGAUCUAUUAAUAGAAACAUAUAAGAAGUAAAUAAUUAUCCUUUAUACAAAAUAUUUUUAUCAAUUCCAAAUUUAAUAAAAUGAUAUUUGAACUAAAAAAUAAUACAUUUUUUUAGUUUCGAAAUUAA
Messenger RNA from Lucilia cuprina (Australian sheep blowfly), 1024 nucleotides. RefSeq names its product farnesol dehydrogenase (gene rdhB). The record is from RefSeq and is a predicted model, not a curated record. The coding region runs from base 109 to 858 and encodes 249 amino acids. The transcript is spliced from 5 exons. NCBI's taxonomy places the organism in Eukaryota, Metazoa, Arthropoda, Insecta, Diptera, Calliphoridae.